Pecten maximus is the source of this 5038-nucleotide messenger RNA. RefSeq names its product vacuolar protein sorting-associated protein 11 homolog. The coding region runs from base 21 to 2792 and encodes 923 amino acids. Gene Ontology annotation, molecular function: protein binding; protein-macromolecule adaptor activity. Lineage: Eukaryota; Metazoa; Mollusca; Bivalvia; Pectinida; Pectinidae. The transcript has 29 exons. Gene Ontology annotation, cellular component: endosome; HOPS complex. Gene Ontology annotation, biological process: vacuole organization; endosome organization; vesicle-mediated transport. The record is from RefSeq and is a predicted model, not a curated record.
GUCAAGGCCAGUCGGCUGCAAUGGCUCUUCUACAGUGGAGAAGAUUUAAUUUUUUUGAUAAGGAAACUGUGAAGGACCCGGAUACAGGUCAAGUGUUUGAUAAACUCAAGGAUGUGAAUGUGUCAGCCUGUGUGAGCGGUCAUGGCCAGUUGAUUAUCGGUGACCAUGAGGGAUUUCUGUACCUGGUCAGCAGGCAGCUCAAACUCAGUGUAUUCAAGGCAUACGAGAUCAGAGUGUCGCACCUCUUCCAGCUCCGCCAACACAAUCUUCUGGUGUCAGUCGGGGAAGAUGAGCAAGGCGUCAACCCACUUAUCAAGGUGUGGAAUUUGGACAAGAUUGAGAAAGGAACACCAGUUUGUACCAGGAUAACAAGGGCUAUUCCAGGAAAUAAACCCACCCCUGUGACUUGUCUGGCUGUCCACGAGAACCUGGCCUGGAUGGCAGUCGGAUUUGAAAACGGUAGCGUGGUGCUUUUCAAGGGGGACGUCACUAAAGACAGACACACCAAAACCAGAAUUGUCUAUGAGAAUCCGAAGCCUGUCACUGGAUUAGCAUUCAAGACAUCGGGAUCUAAAACAAUAUUCUUGUUCGUGGUUACAGAAUCUCAGGUUGUUUCCAUAUCAAUCUCCGGCAAACAAGACCAGAAGAGUACGGUUGAACAUUUCGGGGCAUCCCUUCAUUGUACCGUGAUGAGCGACCACACCCAGGAUCACCAGCUAGUGAUGGGCAGACAGGAUGCAGUUUAUUUUUACCAGCCAGACGGACGGGGGCCCUGCCUGGCUUUUGAGGGUGAAAAGCUACAUCUCCAAUGGUUUAGGGGCUACCUUAUAGUAGUAGGCAAGGAAAACAAGGCACUCCUUCGUACUACUGUACUGGGAGGACAAAGCCUGGAGAUGAACAUUGUCACUGUGUAUGAUAUCCAGAAUAAAUUUAUAGCGUAUUCCGCGCCGUAUCCCGACGUGAUAGGAGUCAUGUGUGAAUGGGGAAGUGUAUACCUGCUGGGCGGGGAUAGAAAGCUCUACCAACUCCAGGAAAAAGACACACAGACCAAACUAGAAAUGUUGUUUAAGAAAAACAAUUAUCAGUUGGCUAUCAGCCUUGCUAAGAGCCAACAGUACGAUGAUGAUGGUUUGAUCGACAUCUUUACUCAAUAUGGCGACCACUUAUACAGCAAAGGCGACCAUGACGGAGCAAUCGACCAGUACAUCCGGACAAUCGGCAAGCUGGAGGCUUCCUAUGUCAUAAGAAAGUUUCUAGACGCCCAGAGAAUCCACAAUCUGACCAAGUACCUUCAGGCAUUACACAAGGCCCAGCGGGCUACUGAGGAACACACAACACUUCUCCUCAACUGUUACACCAAACUAAAGGAUGUCAGUAAACUCGACGAGUUCAUCAUGACGAAGGACAGGGAAGUGGACUUUGAUGUAGAGACGGCCAUUCGUGUGUGUAGACAGGCCAGCUACUACACCCAUGCUCUGUUCCUGGCCGAGAAACACGCCAAACACCACUGGUACCUCCGAAUACAGUUAGAGGACAGCAAAAACUACCAACAGGCCCUCGAGUACAUCGGCAAACUCGAAUUUGAGGAGGCUGAAGAAAACCUGAAGAAGUACGGAAAGGUGCUGAUGUCAGAGGUUCCCCGCCAGACAACCGAACUCCUCAAACGUCUAUGUACAGACUACAGACCAGCAGAUAAGCCUCUGGUGGAUCAGAUGAAUAUAGAUGGAGGGGUUGCUAGAAUACAGAAAGCAAGCGCGGAGGAGUUUAUCCAUAUUUUCGUCAAUAACUCACCAAAGCUAACUGAAUUCCUGGAGCACAUGAUUAAGGUGAAGCCGAAUUCUCCCAGUCUACUGUACAACACUUUACUGGAGCUGUACCUCCACGAAUAUGUGCACGAGAGGGAUAGCUCUGUGAAAACAGAGAAGGUGAGAAGGACUGAGGACCUCCUAAAGAAUCCAGACGCCCGUUACGACCUUGACCAGGCUCUGGUUCUAUGUCAGAUGAACAAUUUCAAGGCUGGCAUACUUUACCUGUAUGAGAAGGCCCAUCUCUAUCAGCAGAUUCUACAGUACCAUAUGGAGCAUGAUGAUUAUGUACAUGUAAUAGAUACAUGUAAGAAGUUUGGGGGACAGGAUUCUAACUUGUGGGUACAGGCGCUGUCGUAUUUUGCCAGGAAAGAAGACAACUGUAAAUCCCAGCUGAUGGAGGUUCUCUCACAUAUUGACAAAAAGAAUCUAUUACCUCCCUUGUUGGUAAUUCAAAGUCUGGCACAUAACUCUACAGCAACCCUGUCUGUGGUCAAGGAUUACAUUAUCAGACGACUGCAGUUGGAAAAUGAUCAAAUCGCCGAGGAUGAACGUCUUAUUAAACAGUACAGGGAGGACACAGAGAAAAAACGUGCACAGAUCGAGGAAAUGAAAACUACAGCAAAAAUAUUCCAGGCCUCCAAAUGUAAUAUAUGUAAUCAUCCACUGGAACUGCCGUCUGUACAUUUCCUGUGUGAACCUCACUCCUACCAUCAACACUGUUUUGAGAAUUAUGCGGAGAAUGACUCUGAAUGCCCAGUUUGUGCACCAGAAAACAGAAAGAUCAUGGAUAUCAUAAGAGCACAAGAACAGAGCAAAGACCUACACGAGUUCUUUCAUAAUCAGUUGGAAAGAUCCCAAGAUGGCUUUUCUGUAGUGGCGGAUUACUUUGGACGAGGAGUUUUCAACAAGGUGACAAUUAUUACAGACUCCCCUACCAGGCAAAGAGGAGCAGCAACAGCUAACUAUCCCUCGAAACACUUGUAAGGACAGGUUCUGUGGUACCAGCUAACUAUCCCUCGAAACACUUGUAAGGACAGGUUCUGUGGUACCAGCUAACUAUCCCUCGAAACACUUGUAAGGACAGGUUCUGUGGUACCAGCUAACUAUCCCUCGAAACACUUGUAAGGACAGGUUCUGUCGUACCAGCUAACUAUCCCUCGAAACACUUGUAAGGACAGGUUCUGUGGUACCAGCUAACUAUCCCUCGAAACACUUGUAAGGACAGGUUCUGUGGUACCAGCUAACUAUCCCUCGAAACACUUGUAAGGACAGGUUCUGUGGUACCAGCUAACUAUCCCUCGAAACACUUGUAAGGACAGGUUCUGUGGUACCAGCUAACUAUCCCUCGAAACACUUGUAAGGACAGGUUCUGUGGUACCAGCUAACUAUCCCUCGAAACACUUGUAAGGACAGGUUCUGUGGUACCAGCUAACUAUCCCUCGAAACACUUGUAAGGACAGGUUCUUUGGUACCAGCUAACUAUCCCUCGAAACAUUUGUACGGACAGAUUCUGUGUUACCAACAAGACUCGAUACAUCAUUAUGUCAUUAGGGCUUGUAAUUACAGAUUCUGUGUUACCAACUAGACUCGAUACAUGAUGUCAUCAUUAUGUCAUCAGGGCUGUGAUCCAGUACUCCAUGUGGUCUGUUCCCAUAGAAUGUAUCAUUACAUUGAGAAUAAAUCUUUGCUGCUUUCUAUUUCCUGUAAGUUCGUCGUGGCUACAGUGUGAUGCAGACAAGAUAAUUCAUUAUGAUGGCUACAUCAUUAACAGGGUAUUAUGUUGGGAAACAUUCUACCACCAGCCAUCAAUGUUUCCGAGAAAAACAUCAUUGUACAGGAGAUUAGUGAAAGGCCUUGGAGACACAAGUCACAAAAAAAAUCUUGUACCUUCAUUUUGAAGUGAGUCUGAGAAUAAUGACCAUUGAAUAAUUAUAGCUCUUUUAUAGAUAAUGGUGAAUAUUAUAAUGGUGAAUAUGAUGAUGGUGAAUAUGAUAAUGUGAAUAUGAUAAUGGUGAAUAUUAUAAUGGUGAAUAUGAUAAUGGUGAAUAUGAUUAUGGUGAAUAUGAUUAUGGUGAACAAAUUCUUGCCAUGUUUUCAUGUGUUUCCACAAUGUACAAGUGAGUCAAUAUUGUGAUUGAAAAUGUGUGAUUCUGAUUAAAAAUCAGGUGCUAAGGUAGGAAGUUAUUUUCAAAGAUUAGUGCCGAUAGUUAAGUGCAAUAUGUGUGUUCAGAUGCGCUCUAAUAGUGAUAUCCCACCUGUGUCAGACCAUUGUUUGUGGGAAAAGUCCUGUUAGACAGGUAGUUGAUUAUGUAAAAAACAAGUGUUUAAAUCAGAUUAAAGGAGAGUCAAACUUCAUGGAGUGAGAGUUGCAUAGUUAAUAAUAUAUAAUGUGAAAACCGCUUCAGAAUGGUUUUUUAAGAUGUGUAUGUUUUGUUUACAGUAAAAGGGAGAUACUUCUAAUAGUGGAAGAUUUUGUUUUCAGUAAUGUUUGAGAGAAUUUAUGUGAGAUAUCAAAUAGAUUGUAUCCCUCUAAUUACAAAGUGAGAAGUCCUGCUACUCUGAUUUACCCUCCGCAACGAAUCUAAGAGUAUUAAUGGAAUCCGUUUGUUGGUCUCUGUCUGUUGUGUCUCUGUCUUUCUGUCUGUCUGUCUGUCAUUAGAAAAAAAUUGUCGUGGCAACUCCUUACCUUGUGAACCAAUUUCAAUAAAACUGUACGAGAAUGUUGGGGUCCACGAGUAGAAUUACUGAUGUACAUGAAAUUUUGUUUUGGUUAUUUUUAUGAAAUUUUGGUUGCCAUGGUAACCAGGUCACUAUACACAGGUGUUGUGUAGCUCAUCAGUCUCUUACAUCAAUUUUACUCAAACUAGAUCAUGUGUUGUAACUUACGAAUGCCUGUAAUAUGACCCAUCAGGUGUUUCCAGAUCCGUUACUUGGGAACCAUAAAGAAGCCUUUUCAUUGGUCAAAAUUGAGAUAUUGUCCUAUUAAAGUGAAAAUUGGUUUUGGUAUUGAGUAAUGACAAUGAUACAAUAGUAUAUGUACAAUUUUUCAAGCUAUUGGUUGUCAAUUGGUUGCUUUAGUAUCAAAAAGAAGUUUGGGUUCCAGUGUUACAAGAUUCUGUUGUUAGUGUCAAUGUCCUUAUUUAUACAAUAUAUAAAUAUUUCUUCUGUGAUAUGCUGUAAUAUGUCAACUUGUUUGAUCAAGAUUGUCUGAAUAAAAAUUCAAGAUCAAA